UGCCACAAAAGUUCCUCUUAUCUGUUCAGCUACAACUGUCAUUUCAAAGAAGGGGAAUGGAGAACAUUCAACUUCUCUUUUUACUUGUAUUAUCAUUCUUUCUGUCAAAAAAAUGUUAUGCCCAAGAAACCUUUUUCCAUUGUAUUUCUAGUCAAUUUUCCAAAAGUAACAUCACAGGAGCACUUGUCUAUGCUCCAAAAUCACCAACAUAUUCAUCGAUUAUUGAACAUGCCCAGAAAAAUCCAAGAUGGUUGAAUUCUUCAUCUGCACAUCCCCUUUUCAUUAUUUCCCCUAGUAAAGAAACUGAACUUAGACCUGUCAUUCUUUGCAGCAAGAAGUUUGACCUGCAAAUUAGAGUGUUAGGUGGUGGUCAUGAUUAUGAAGGUCUCUCUUUUCGUGCCGAAUCGCGGUUUAUCAUGAUUGAUAUGAGCAAUCUUGAUGAAAUCGACGUUGAUUUAGAGGAAGAAGUGGCCUGGAUUCAAGCGGGGGCAACAUUGGGACAAUUAUACUAUGAAAUUGCCAAGAAAAGCAGAGUACAUGCAUUUCCAGGAGGCAUAUGUUAUACUACUGGCAGUGGUGGGCUAAUUAGUGGUGGAGGACUAGGUUCUUUGAUGAGGAAAUUUGGACUUGCAGCAGAUAAUGUCGUCGACACUCGUGUAAUGGAUGCUAAGGGAAGAAUUCUUGACAAAAAAUCAAUGGGAGAAGACUUUUUUUGGGCCAUUAGAGGAGGUGGAGGUUCUAGUUUUGGUAUCAUUCUUGCUUGGAAACUCAAGUUGGCUCAUGUCCCUGAGAAGGUUUCUGUUUUCAGGGUUCAUCGAAUGCUCGGGGGAAAUACAAUAAAUCUGCUCCAACAAUGGCAACAUACAGCAUAUUUAUUGCCUAAAGAGUUCUUCCUUAGAAUGAUUAUGCAAAAUGAUAGAGUAGGAAAAGAUAAGAAAGUCAAAGUCACAUUUGAAGGACUAUUUCUUGGGACAGUUGAUGAGUUAAUUCCAAUUGUCAGUGAUAAAUUUCCUGAGUUUAAUUUGGAGCACAAAGAUUUCUUCCAAGAACCAGUGAUAAAUUGCACUGAGAGACCUUGCUUGAAGAAAGAAUGUCACCAAGUUCCCUGGAUUGGAUCUGUAUUGUUUUUGUACAAUAAAGAAGUUGGUGAAUCACUUGAGGUCCUUUUGGAUAACAGUGUUCCUGUAUAUAAAAAUUACUUCAAGGGAACAUCUGAUUUUGUGAAGACUCCAAUUCCCGAAAGGGGGUGGAAAAUGAUUGAAAGAUUGUUUCUUGAAGAGGACAGGCCCAUGAUAAUAAUAGAACCAUUGGGUGGAAUGAUAGAUGAAUUUUCAGAAUCUGAACUUCCUUUCCCUCACAGAAAGGGAAAUUUGUACAACAUUCAGCACUUGGUGAAUUGGAACGAUAACAGUGAAAGUGUAUCGAGCAAAAAGAUAGGAUGGAUGAGAAAAUUUUACAAGGAAAUGGAACCAUUUGUUGCCAAUUCUCCCAGGACUGCCUAUACCAAUUACAGGGAUAUUGAUUUUGGGACCAACCAAGAAGACUAUAGCUAUUCCAAAGCCAAGAUCUGGGGUGAAAAGUAUUUCAAAGGUAACUUUGAGAGGUUAGCUAAGGUGAAGAGUGUGGUUGAUCCAGAAAAUUUUUUCAGAUUCCAACAAAGCAUUCCACCUUUAAUGGAAGAAGCAUGGCCAAGUGCUUGUGUACCACCCGAAUUACAGGUAUUCUGAUAUGAACUUUUGCAAAUAUAUCCACGAUGGCAAAAGUGAGUACAAAUGUACCCUGGAUGGAAAAUUUGAAUUUGAUGACUUCAACCUUAAGUUCUUACCAUUGAAUCCAUUCAAAAUUUAAUAUUUGUUUAAAUAUUAGUAAUUCUUCACAAGUA
Solanum dulcamara is the source of this 1882-nucleotide messenger RNA. RefSeq names its product berberine bridge enzyme-like 22. Gene Ontology annotation, molecular function: oxidoreductase activity; FAD binding. Lineage: Eukaryota; Viridiplantae; Streptophyta; Magnoliopsida; Solanales; Solanaceae. The record is from RefSeq and is a predicted model, not a curated record. Bases 57 to 1727 code for a protein of 556 amino acids. The transcript has a single exon.